UGUAAAAAACCAGGAAGAGCUGAUCUGUGAAAAUAAUUGACUGAUUUGUGAUGAAAAUUAGGACAAUGAGAAGAUGCCUGAAAGAUUUGUCAAUUAUAAUCUGCUAGUUGUGGUAGAGUGAAGCUCUGACUUCUUCCUAGAGCUGUGUGUGAAGCUGAACACAUGGGAAUUGCUCAGGCCAAAAGCAAUGUACUGAAGAAUUUAAUACUGUAGAGUCUCUGAAUUUGUUAUAAACCCUUUUUUUUUUUUUUUCCCCCUCUGGUCUAAACUGAGAUUUCAUUGGCAGUUUCACUAACCUUCAGCAAUUACUGUGAGGGGUGGUUUUCCAAGAGUCAAAAGAGAAAGCAGUUACUUCCUGUGUUUGUCCUUGAACACCAGGGUUUUAUUCUUCCCAGACUUACUCAGCAGCUGCCUUUAGUCUCGGCUGCAGCGGUCAAAAGCCAAUCUAAAAGAUCUUUUGCAGGAUUUGGAGUGGCCGAGAUGCCGAUCCAUGCUGAUGAUGUGAUGAAGCUGCUCAGCCACGUCGCCCAGGUGAAGGGCAUGAAAGCUGCAGUGGCACAUUCUGGCCGGGGAGCACUGCUGACAGGUGCAUCAGCCUUUGUGGGGGGAAUGCUGGGAGGCCCACCUGGAAUCGCUGUAGGAGGAGCAGUGGGUGGAUUGAUUGGAUGGAUAACUUCUGGACAGUUCAAGUCAGUCCCUCAGAUUUUAAUGGAAUUGCCUGCUGCUGAGAAGCAGAAACUCUGUGCUGAAACCAUGGGUGUUGUCAAGAACCUGAACUGGACUGAUGCUGCUCAGCUGAUUGCUCUUGUAAUGUCAAAUUCCACUCUCACAGAAAAGGUGUUAGGAGUGCUGACCACUUACCUUACCAAUGAGCUAAAAGCACAAAUAAAAUAUGGAGAAUAA
Cinclus cinclus is the source of this 903-nucleotide messenger RNA. It is a transcript of the gene C11H19orf12, whose product is annotated as chromosome 11 C19orf12 homolog. The record is from RefSeq and is a predicted model, not a curated record. The coding region runs from base 481 to 903 and encodes 140 amino acids. The transcript has 2 exons. NCBI's taxonomy places the organism in Eukaryota, Metazoa, Chordata, Aves, Passeriformes, Cinclidae.